Arabidopsis arenosa is the source of this 683-nucleotide messenger RNA. The record is from the annotation of a GenBank genome assembly. NCBI's taxonomy places the organism in Eukaryota, Viridiplantae, Streptophyta, Magnoliopsida, Brassicales, Brassicaceae.
AAGCCAGUAGUAAGUAGUAACUACAAAAAAUCAGAAGCUCCCAAGCUCAAAAUCAUCAUCAAUGGCGGCGAUUACUGAAUUUCUACCAAACGAGUACGGAUAUGUCGUUCUCGUCCUCGUCUUCUACUGUGUCCUCAACCUCUGGAUGGGUUUUCAAGUCGGCGGAGCUCGUAAAAGGUACAACGUGCCGUAUCCAACUCUAUAUGCUAUAGAAUCAGAAAACAAAGAUGCUAAGCUCUUCAACUGUGUUCAGAGAGGACAUCAAAACUCUUUAGAGUAUAUGCCAAUGUAUUUCAUAUUGAUGAUCCUUGGUGGGAUGAAGCAUCCUUGCAUCAGUACUGGCCUUGGAUUGCUUUACAGCGUUACCCGUUACUUCUACUUCAAAGGUUACGCUACUGGAGAUCCCAUGAAGCGUCUCACUAUCGGGAAAUACGGUUUCUUGGGACUGAUAGGUCUGAUGAUCUGUACCAUCUCGUUUGGCGUCACUCUUAUCCGUGCUUGAUCCACUCGUUUCUGAAUUAAUAAUCACUGGGUUUGCUCAGUCGAAUAUGGAACCAAAUCUUGUAAGCUGUCCACAAAACUUGUGUAAUGUUUGUCACUUUUUAAAGUAGUAAUGAAUCAUGGCUUUAUAUAGAACAGCUGAAUUACACAUCCCUAUGCGUUAAUAAAGUUUUAAAUUAUGA